Molecule: messenger RNA, 2410 nt
Organism: Eupeodes corollae
Lineage: Eukaryota; Metazoa; Arthropoda; Insecta; Diptera; Syrphidae
Product: UDP-glucosyltransferase 2-like
Exons: 4
Coding region: 217-1998 (593 amino acids)
Molecular function (GO): UDP-glycosyltransferase activity
Source: RefSeq, a predicted model, not a curated record
GAUCAGUUUUAGUUUGUGUAUCGUUGAGAUAGGUACUGUUUUUGACAAAAAGCAAAAGUUAUCAAAUAAAAUUGUUUAAAAAAGAACGAAAUUUUUGAGUGAAAUAUAAUCUAAAGAAGAAUAAAAUAACUCACAGUGCAGUUUCUAUAGAUACAAAUUAAAUAAAAUAGUUAAUAAACAAAGAAUUGUAAGAUUCAAAAGCUUAAAGCAAAAAAAAUGCCUUUGUUAGCACAGUUUCUGUUUGCCACAAUUUUUGUGCUAAUCGCGGCAACUUUUAACCUCACUCAGGGGGCACGAAUUCUAGUAAUCCUCCCUGUUCCCCUGCGCGAUCACCAAAUUGUCUAUCGUCCCCUAGUUGAAUCGUUGGCGAAACGUGGUCACAAUCUAACAAUCGUGACUACCGAUCCAGAAAAUUUCGUGAAUCUAACAUCGGCGUCGUCGGUUACAAAUGGAGGGUCAGUGCACCCCAAACAAGUUGAAUUAAUCGAUCUAAGUUUCGCACAUGAAUUGAGUGUUUUGAAUAUGCUCAAAAAUCAAGAGAAUAUGAUGAGUGGAUCGGAUAUGAUGCUGACCGUGUUUCAUGUUAUGCGAACUGUGGCCGUUGCCGAAUUGAAAUCACCUCAAAUGCAGGGGCUAUUGAUGUCCAAUAAUACAGUUCGUCGGCACCAAAGACGUCUCUCUAACGCUCAUAAUAAUGGAAAUAGAGAUCGAGAAGGAGAAUACGAUGCAGUGUUAGUAGAUUGGUCAGGACCAGCACUGAUGAAUGCUUUUGCACAUAAAUUUAAGGCUCCACUGAUUGGAAUCACCCCUGGUGGUGCGUAUAUCACUUCGCACGAGGUCAUCGGCAAUCCUAAUCAUCCGGUAGCUUUUCCCAGUAUAUUUAUGCCAUUCAGUGAAGAUCUUUCGCUAUUCCAACGUGUUGCCAGUACUAUCUUCACUUUGAAAUCUAGAUAUCUCUACUUCAAUGAAGAGCUACCCAAACAAGAUGAAAUUGUAAAAAAGUUCUUUGGUCCUGGCACACCGUCCAUUUGGGAAAUUGAAUCGAAUGCAGAUCUACUCCUGGUGAAUUGCUAUCAGGCAUUGGGCAAUGCCCGUCCAGUUGGACCCACAACCAUUCACAUGGGUGGCAUUCAUGCGAUAGAGGACAAAUCGCUGCCAUGGCACUUGCAACAUUUCCUCGAGAGCCAAGCAAAUAUAAAUGCUGGUGCUGACGGUGGUGGUGCUGUUGGGUCUAGUUCUGGUAGCGGUAACGGCGGCGGUAGCAUUGGCGGAAAUAACAUCGUGGCAUACAUUAAUCUUGGGGCUAUGCUUACACGUGCGUUUGUGGAGAGUCAUCGGAUGGAAAAGCUCGUGAAAAUACUGGAAAAAUCUAGCUUUGAUGUUGUACUUAAUACAAAUGGAAUUGGCGAUGGCUACGCAUUAAAUACGACGACAAGGAUGUAUCAAGGGUCAGAUUUUGAACAGGAGAGUCUGCUAGCUCAUGAAAAUGUCAAACUUUUUAUAACACCAGGUGGCCAGCGUGACAUCGAAGAUGCCAUCCAUCACAAAGUACCAAUCCUGGGAAUUUCUUUCUCAAGCAAUUUGGAGCAUUAUCUUUUACAAAUUAUCAAACACGAUGCUGGUUUGGUGUCAAACUUUGACAUGGAGUCGUCAGCUGAAUUACUGGCAAAAAUAGAAGCAUUUGCCAUUACACAAAGAUAUCAAAAGAACAUCAACAAACUGCACAAAAUCCUCACCGAUGAACCAAUGCGACCUGUGGAACGUGCCGUCUGGUGGAUUGAAUAUGUUCUCCGUAAUAAUGGAACUCAACAUUUGCGUCAUUCAUGGGUUAAGCUUUCAUGGGUUCAAUAUUUGCUAUUGGAUGUUGUCUUAGCUGUUUCGCUGAUAACGUGUGCUUUUAUUUUUGCCGUUGUCUGGACGUGUAUACGAAUUCGCCGUUAUUCGAAAAGUCUUCCAUUCGAAAAGGUUACAAGACGAACUAAAGCAAAAAUGAUGUAAGAUAAGACAAGAACCAUGUUGUGAAUAACUAUAGAAAUAUAAUAAUUUUAAAAAGUUUGUUCAAAUAAUUGUAACUGAUGAUAAAUUGAUAGAUAUUUUAUAUAGUUUUAAUUUUAUUUAUAAAUGACACAAAAGUAGAGUAAGAUGGAAGCUACCAAGUAGGAACUGAUAAUAACUACUAUUUGUACAUUAUAAGCUUUGAUUUAUAAAUAAUGUUUUUUAAGUUGAAUAAUUGUGUAACAUUCUAAAUGUGAUAAUUAUGCCAUGAUUUGUUUUGCUUUAGAUUUAAGUGAUACAGUGACGUACCAAAUACAACUAUGACUCUAAGUUUUUAAGUUCUAAUUAGAUUUAAGGCUAUUAAGAAAUUAUGUAAAAAAAAAAUAAUAAAAUUAUGUUUUUUAUGUUAAGUUAA